Messenger RNA from Homarus americanus (American lobster), 4559 nucleotides. RefSeq names its product cyclin-dependent kinase 2-like. The transcript is spliced from 6 exons. Gene Ontology annotation, cellular component: nucleus; cytoplasm; cyclin-dependent protein kinase holoenzyme complex. Gene Ontology annotation, biological process: G1/S transition of mitotic cell cycle; regulation of G2/M transition of mitotic cell cycle; protein phosphorylation. Bases 175 to 1083 code for a protein of 302 amino acids. Gene Ontology annotation, molecular function: ATP binding; cyclin binding; cyclin-dependent protein serine/threonine kinase activity. The record is from RefSeq and is a predicted model, not a curated record. Lineage: Eukaryota; Metazoa; Arthropoda; Malacostraca; Decapoda; Nephropidae.
GCCUCGGUCAGUUGAGCUGUAGCGCGGGAAACCUGCCGCCGCCAUCACCACCCACGGCCACACACCUCAACCACCCCCUUCCUCUUAAACAAACCCUUACACACAAACACACCCUCUAUUACCAAUAACCAACGAUCUAACUACCAUCAACUACCUAACAACCACCACUUAUUCAUGUCGCUGCAGAACUACGAAAAGAUUGAGAAAAUCGGUGAAGGGACUUAUGGCGUUGUGUAUAAGGCCCAGGACCGGAUCACCAAGAGGAUUGUGGCGCUCAAGAAGAUAAGACUAGAGAAUGAGGCGGAUGGGGUGCCGAGUACAGCCCUGAGGGAGAUCUCUCUUCUCAAGGAGCUCGACCAUGAAAACAUCGUGCGUCUUCUUGAUGUGGUGUACGGCGACCGCAAACUGUACAUGGUCUUUGAGUACCUUAACCAGGACCUAAAGAAGCUGUUUGACGAGUGUGGCGGGGGGCUGUCCCCUGACCUGGUAAGGAGCUACAUGCAGCAGCUACUGAGGGGCAUCGCCUUCUGCCACUCUCACCGCAUCCUCCACCGCGACCUCAAGCCACAGAACCUCCUCAUAGAUGCUAAGGGAUCCAUCAAGCUCGCAGACUUUGGCUUGGCCCGGGCAUUUUGUUUGCCGGUCAGAGUUUACACGCACGAGGUGGUGACGUUGUGGUACCGCGCCCCAGAGAUCCUCCUCGGGGCUAAGAAUUAUUGUACCUCCGUCGAUAUGUGGAGCCUAGGUGCCAUCUUUGCCGAAAUGUUGACGAGAAAGGCUCUGUUCCCCGGCGACUCCGAGAUCGACCAGUUGUUCCGCAUCUUCCGCACUCUGGGAACGCCGGGUGAACAGGACUGGCCGGGCGUGACUCAGCUGCCAGACUACAAGAGCACGUUCCCCCGCUGGGAGGUGGACGCCAACAGGUCCAUAGCUCAGUUGGUGCCGCGGCUGGACGAACACGGGCGCCUUUUACUCCUGAGUAUGUUGACGUACUACCCGAGACAGCGCGUGACGGCCAAACACGCCCUCCAGCACCCUUACUUCGACGACGCUCGCCUCGUGCCGCCCACGGGAGUGCGGUGAACUCUGCCAGUCGUCGUGGUCCAAGUAAAAACAAUGGUUGAGCUUAUUAUAUUUUAUUAAUUAUUCCAGGAGUGGUUAUUGCAAGUAAUAAUUCACUAGUAGUGGAGGUUCCUGGGCGAGGCGAGGGUUCUGGCACAUAGUAAAGUUUAGUUGUAUUUUUUUCGAAGAGUUUAUAAGUUAGUGUUGGUGUGUGGAUGUCUUGCGUCCAGUAGUGUAGUGUAGAGGAGAGUAGAGUAGACUGUUUAUGUUAUAAUACUUGCUUGUAUUUUUUUAAGGAGGGAAAUUUUUAGUUAGUUUCUAUAUUGUCUGAUAGUUUGUUUGUCAGUUAUGUAUACAAUAAGAUCAAGUCUGGCUGUGACCAAAAUAGGGUAAAAUAAUAUAUAGAUACAAAGUUUUUAUUAAUUGUAGUUUUAAAUACCAGAGUACUUUUAUAUUUUCUGUACUGGCGUGUUGACUUUCCCACUUGGUCUUUGUAAAGUUGAUCGGGUGUUGUCAAGGUUACAUGCCUCUUGGUGGCUCCUGUCGUGUCUGGAUGAAAUAUUAAGAUGUACAAACAUUAAAAACUGAUUUAUAUUCUUGUAAAAAUUAAAAUUGUACAUGUAGAAGAAUUAUAAAUUGAAAUAUAAAUAUUUUUCUUACAUUUGUUGUGCUGUUGAGGACUGUAUGUGUGGUAGUUGGCCCUGGUGUGUGUGGUAGUUGGUGGCCGGAUUUAAAGUACUGGUCAAACCUAACACUCCUAGCUGUGUCCAAGGUAGCUAGUCCAUUACUACCUAUCCAUCCAAACCUAAAACCCCUUAAAUAUCUGUACAAAUCUAUAUAAUCUUUAUCCAAACAAAGUCUAUAGGUACAAAUCCUUUUAUCCAGCUCUAAAAAAAAUCUUAUAUAGACACGGAUUCCCUUUCAAGCUAUAUAAACCCUUAUAUGUUGGGCUAGCCUCACUAACUGGCUCAUACAACAAGUGGUACAAACAUGGGGACUUCUAUAAGACGUGUGGGGGAUAAGGUGGUAAGGGACUCAUGGAAGUUACUGUAGAGGUAGGAAUGAAAUGGUUGUAGGCUGUAGCUCUACCAUUAAUGUCAAGACCCAUGUUAUUUUUCCCUCUUACAAAAUAAUCUUAGUGGUGGACUGUCAGAGUGUGUGUGUAACUCAUUGUGUGUUUGGGGUUUCUCUCAGCUGACUUAAUCCAGAAUAAAAGACCUGAUUGUAUUGCUACUCCUCUAAGGGUUAAUGUUGCACCUGAUUGUAUUGCUACUCCUCUAAGGGUUAAUGUUGCAUUUGUAUUAGAUGAAAAUAUUGCUUUAUAACAUGUUUGUAUUUGUGUGUAAUACAAAUGUGAUGUAUUGUGUAACAUUGUACAAUACACUUAAGUGUCCAGGACAAACUACUGUAAUUGAUAGUGUUUGUAUUGAAUGAAUGUAUUAAUAUAUGCAAUACUGUAAUGUUGUUAUAAGACAUUUGGUCGAGUACAAAUGUGUUGGAGGGUAUUCUCAUAUGCUUGGCAGCUCUUAACAGGAACCCAUUCAUUAGUGACAGCUGACUUAUAGCUCGCCCAACAACCAGGGAGGUGCUUCUUGUUCACUCUCCUCCCAACCGACUGUUAAUGGACAAAGAUGCAUUUAGGGCCAAGUAUAAUUUGGUGAGGACUGAGGAGAGGAGCAGAGUGACAGACACAAGAGGUAUGGGAACACCCUCCUCUACUGUCAGGUGGUUGGCAGGCAGCAGCUGAGUGGUCACCUCCUUUAGCUGGUCCCUCAAUACAGUUGUGUAAAUACGUACUGUACUCAUUUAUUCCUCUGAAGUACACCAUGUCCAGUACAGUGUUGUAUUUAAUUAGUUACAGUACAGUUAUCUCCCAUCUUAAGUGGUAGAUAAUUUCUUAAAUGUACAGUAUGCAAAGCUCAAAGAAAUUCCCAUAAAUGUUAUAAGUGGAGGCUGUUUUCUGAACAGUCACUGAAGAACAUUUAAUCUCGAUUGCAAGGUUUAAGGUUUCCUCUGCCUCUUCUUGUCAUAAUUACGUCACUACUGCUUCAGAAAAAUGUUCCACGGGGAGGUGUAGCACAGUGCCGCACCUUACAACGGUGUGCUACUGCCAGGCUUCUCAUGUUUCCUGUGUACAUCACUCAUCCCCACACUGCACGACACUCACUGUGCACAUUAUAUUGGUGGUCGCAGUAACUGAGGUAGUGAGUUGAGGUGAUAUUUUCUUCACUUCAAUAAUAAAUUACAAUAAGGCAAUACGUAGAAUACAAGCACAUGAAGGGUUAAGUGUGUAUAUGCUGUAUUGCUUAACUGCUGAUGUACUGUAUGUAUGCAUCUGUGUUGGCUACACUGUUUUACCAGGUGUCUGAAACAUUCACCUCAUCAUAAUUCAUCUGCUCCCUGUGUAUUUCAGAUCUGUGGGAUUUCACUGUACAGUACUGCUGGGUGCUGGUGAAUAUCCUUACAAUAGUGAAAAAAGGCUCGCACUGUUUUAACACAAUCAGUGGUACGCAGUGUGGUGGGGCACAGUGUUCUCUCCCCCAGGCCAAGAGCUGAUAGUCCAGAAAAGUGUUUUACACUCUUAGAAGGAGUGUUGAGAUAAACAUGAGAGCCCUGCAUAAUGUACAAACACAUUCUGUUAAGGUUAUUGGAUCUGAAGUUUUGUUGUAUCGAGUUGGACAUUCUUAGCCAAGGACGUUUGUGGUUAAACUUCAACUGACCUAAAAAAAAUAAUGUGGCAGCAGUUUUAAAAGUGAGUUGUAAAGCAUUAUAUUACAUGACAGCCUCACCUGUGUAUGGUGGUGAGGACCACUGUGUCAGGUUAUGGGUGCACUAUACAAACAACUGUCUUGUCUCCCACUCUUCUCUGGAAUGGUUCAACUGGGCAAAUAUCAGGCAAUUUGAUGUAAGAAAUAUGGUCAAGGUUUAUAAGUUAAGCCAUUUAUUGAUACAAUCUAGUUUGGUUGUAACAGUUGCCAUGUGGUGACUUACAAAUGACCAUAACAGAACUUCAAUUUGAAACUGUGCAUCAUAUGUAUAUUAGUGUGGCAGGUGGACAGUCCUCAGCAGGAUAUAUUGCCAUUGUGGGUUAAGACAUUUUCUUAGAUAUUUUAAUAAUUUUUUUAACUGAUAUAAUUUGUCAUAUAUUUCCCUGAUACCUGUACAGUAUGUAGAAAAAUGAAGACUGUUUGUAACUCAGCUUCCCCUAGUGACCAGCUUAUUCAUGAGUGAAAGUUUGUAUUAAACAUUGAUCGAUCAUCUGUGGGUAAUGCUAGAGGCAGAAAAGUCCAAGAAAGACGAGUGUGUGAAGCUGUCGAGUUAAGUUACCCUGACGAGAAUAUUUUUACACAAACUAUUUACUUUCUCCUCGUCUAAUUUCCCGACUUUUAAUACAAACACAAACUACAUUUUUGUACGUAUGACAAUGGCGGUGCUAUUUACUUUUUUAGCAAUUUUUUAUCUAUUCCGAGAUGUAUUGAUGCCAAAUAAAAUAUUUU